Messenger RNA from Papilio xuthus (Asian swallowtail), 2335 nucleotides. RefSeq names its product suppressor of fused (gene Su(fu)). Lineage: Eukaryota; Metazoa; Arthropoda; Insecta; Lepidoptera; Papilionidae. Gene Ontology annotation, molecular function: transcription factor binding. The record is from RefSeq and is a predicted model, not a curated record. Gene Ontology annotation, cellular component: cytoplasm; nucleus. Bases 116 to 1612 code for a protein of 498 amino acids. The transcript has 12 exons.
CAGAAAGAGAGUUGUCGUAUCGUGGUUGAUCUUAUUUAUUUACUUUCUAAUAUUAGUUCUUUGUUAUGUUGUUUGUGUAAUUAAUUAACAAUUUUAAUCUCAAUUUUUAAUAAAAAUGGCUGGUAGUAGCACAACUCCCCCAACAGGUGUUAUUAGGAGCAGUGCAUUAUCUUUUGUUGCGUCUGCGCAGCCUCCUAUAAAUGAUAAUCCGGUGGAUUCCUCCCUCGUUACGGGCCCUUCCCAAACGAGUAAUGAACAGAUGAUGGCAGCAGAAAGGCUAGUGCCUGCCGGUCUUAAGGCUUUAUGUGAUGCUUACUCAAGACUGUAUCCUGAACAGCCUAAUCCAUUACAAGUUACCACUAGACUAAAAUAUUGGCUAGGAGGUCAGGAUCCUCUGGACUACAUCAGCAUGUACUGGAACCCUGGCAAGUCUGAAGAGAAUAUACCACCUCAUUGGCAUUAUGUAAGUUUUGGUCUAUCGGACUUGCAUGGUGAUGGGCGUGUGCAUCCAGAAGGCGGGUUGGAGUCAGGCUAUGGACUUGAGCUUACCCUGCGGCUGGAGGCGGCGGGCCCUGCGCCCCUCUGGCCUGCCACGCUGCUGCAGGCACUUGCAAGAUAUGUUUUCACUACAGGUAACAAGUUCUGUGCUGGCGACCACAUAUCGUGGCAUGCACCAUUGGAUGGGGACUCUGAGUCCAGGGUGCGACAUUUGCUGGUCGCUGAAGACCCCCAGUUACCAGCUAUUGAUACACCACAUGGGACUGUUAAGUUUAUACAGAUGGUGGGAUGUACGGGCCGGGAACUGAAAGCAGCACAGAGAGGUUCCGGAUUUGAUGUACUCAAGCUUAUAGCUGAAGAUCCAAGAUGUGGUGGGUCUUGGCUUGUGACACGCGCACGCAGGGCGUCUGCUCGGAAAGUGCGGAGCGCCCGCACCGGCACUGCGCCUGCGCUGCUCGCUGGAGUCUCCGCUAGGGUCAAAUGGCUUCCAUAUACAACGGACACAGAGGAGUCCGCUUCACCUCAACUCAGCCCCACAGUGGAACAGCAGAUUAAGGAGACAUUACAGCGAGGACUGAACUGCAUGGGCUCCACUGAGAGAACUGUACCCGAAGGUCACAACAUGUCGACGGAUAGUUUCGAGAUGUCCAGUAUAGAGAGAGCUUUGCCACAAAUACCGGAGUUAAUGCAGGGAUCAUGGCGGUGUGAAGACACCGUGGAGUACUUUCAAGGUGUGCAUGUUGUGAUGAACGCGGAGGGCGCCAGUCUGCUGCCCCUCGCCAUAGAUGGUCGCAUAUCUCACGGACGUCACUUCACAUGGCGCUGCGGCCCGCGAGCCCUCACCUUCGUGACGGGCGGAGUCUCAGGAGCCCUGCCUACUAUCACCAGACCGUACGCACAACGAGGACCUUGGCUACAGUUGUUGAUACCACCGGAAUUAGCUCGGGACAUGUCACCCCAGUUAGUACCACUUUCUCGACUCGCGGACACCGACUCGGAGUCAGAGGAUGAGGGCGAAGCGCCCGCGCCACCGCCCGCCCUGCCACUCACACUGUCGUGGCCGAAAUACAAACUGAAGAUCACCGUUGUACCUGAUUGUGAAUUUGUUGCGUGAUGCAAUAAAAACUUUUAUACUAAAUACAUAGUCAAAGAUUUUUUUUGUAUUUUUGUUUAAAAACAACUGUGCAUUUUUUUUGGAAAUUUAUUGAAUUUUUAAUUUUUUCUUGUUUUCUAUGCAUCUCUCUUUUCCCUUACCCUAAAUUUAAAAAUAUAAAUGUCAAAAAUGACAAUCACUUGACGAAUGGAUCAAUGUGAAUUUAUAGUGUCACCAACUUAUCUGUGAACUGACGGGUGUCGCGGGCGUCGUUUCAGUGUUGCUAAUUAAUUCCAAUGUGCACAAAAGUCGGGAAAGUCGACACAUUUUUAUUUAUAUGAUAUAGUUUGUAUUUACGAUAAACUGCUAAGACAUAGGGAUUCCAUCUAAAAUAUACCAAUAUAGGAUAGGAGCCUGCAGCCGAGCUUCUUCUUCAAAAAAUGAUUUCACCUUUAGAAUAAUACUACAUGCAUCACUCUCUAUAGCUUUCGGCAAAUUUAACGCUUAUAAUUCAGAAUUAUCGCAAUAAAACACACGAAAGUAGUAGACACCCACAGUCGAAUGACAAUUCAACUUGUCACCGUAGUUCUUAUUUUUGCCAUUUCACAGAUAAGUUGGUAACUAUAACUUUAUACAUCACUUUUUAGACAUAAUUCAAGCGAUGUGUUUGGAAACUUAGUUGUUGGGAACACAACAUUAAAUACGAUGUAAUAUAACAUGUUUUUAGUACUUUAUAUCAUAAAG